This is a messenger RNA of Rhineura floridana, 1231 nucleotides long. Its product is annotated as ER membrane protein complex subunit 3-like. Bases 86 to 859 code for a protein of 257 amino acids. Gene Ontology annotation, cellular component: membrane; EMC complex. Gene Ontology annotation, biological process: protein folding in endoplasmic reticulum. The record is from RefSeq and is a predicted model, not a curated record. Lineage: Eukaryota; Metazoa; Chordata; Lepidosauria; Squamata; Rhineuridae. The transcript is spliced from 8 exons.
CUCCUGAGGCCGGUAGCGGUUUUCCGCCCGUUGCUUUUUAUAACUCGGCCUCGACCACGCCGUAGGAGGUCGCAUCCCCCACCCCAUGGCGGCGCCGGAAUUGAGGCUAGACGGCUCAAUUCGCUUCUGGGUUUUGCUGCCCGUGGCCUGGAUCGCGAUCGCGAUCGGGAUUCUGCGGCUGCGCGUGGCGGGGCUGUUUCGCGGCGAGCGCGUGCUCGGCUGGCCCGAGCAACGGCAAGACACGCAGAUUCUGGCUCGUAGCCGCCUCCUGAGAGAAAAUGGACGUUUCCUAACUCAUCAGGGCUUCCUCAUGCGUAAGCAUCACUUCAAUAAUCCUGAGAGUGGUUUCUUCCGCAAAACCAAGCGUAAGGUACAGCCCCGAAACCCAUUGACAGAUCCUACCAUGGUCAUGGAGAUGAUGAAGGGCAAUCUUGUCAAUGUGCUGCCUAUGAUCCUCAUUGGAGGCUGGAUCAAUUGGGCCUUCUCUGGCUUUGUGGCUACCAAGGUUCCCUUUCCCCUGACCCUGCGGUUCAAGCCCAUGCUGCAGCGUGGAAUUAACCUGCCUUCCCUGGACCCCUCUUGGGUGAGUGCAGCCUCCUGGUAUUUCCUCAAUGUUUUUGGCCUCCGCCGAAUGAACAACCUCAUCCUAGAGGAGGAGACUGCUGCAGAGCAGAACCAUCUGCUGCUGCGGGAUCAGUUCCUGGGCCCAGCUGUGCCUGCUCCACCUGACCCUAACAAGGCCUUCAAGGCUGAAUGGGAAGCUUUAGAGCUGGUUUCUCACUGCUGGGCUCUACAAGAUGUAGAAGAACAGCUGAUGUCACAGGAUCUCAAGCUGACAGGAAUGUUUGGGCCCAGCUGAUCCUAUCCUCCUGUGAUAACUGUACGCCACUGUCCAAUGAGACAACAGUGUGCACAAAAGACCCUCCCACCUUGUUGGAAGGUGGAAGAGGAUCAGCUUUCCUGCAUGAUAUGCAUGGAGUGGCUUUUGUCUUUAGAAGCAUGGAGUUCCAGAAAGGAGCUUGAAGUACGUACAGCAACCCUUGUCUGUGGCCAGAGCAGCAGGUGGUAGCCUUUUCCAUUGGCUCUGGGUGUCUGAAGUGUGGUGUGUGUGUGGGUAGCUGGAGCCCACAGGAUGACAAAAAGCUACAGAGAAAAAAGGCAGGUGUGCCAGUCUGAGGUGUGUGUAGGUUGUAUCACUAUUAAAACCGAGGCAGCUGCCAACUAUUCUUGC